GACAAUUAACGUAAAACGGAACAUGUAAGAAUACGACGAAAUGAAAGAAAUCAUGUGGAAAUCAUCCUGUUCACACAUUUUAUACUUUGUUGGUAUAUUACGAAAGCAAUGAUGUUCAGUGGUGAUUGUUUUUUAGUGAAAUUUUUCAGUUGUCUAAGUGAUAUAGCGCGGCAAGUAUAGGUGUCCUUAGGUCCUUGCACAAUGUUUCAACUGUGAUUUAUUUUAAUCAACAUGACUACAAUGAAGAAUCCUAAUACGUCGUCUUCUAAACUCGCCCUCUUCAGUCAUAUUAAAUACGAACACCUGGUAGCUGGAAUAUCAGGUGGUGUCACCUCUACUUUAAUUCUGCACCCUUUGGACCUUAUCAAAAUCAGAUUUGCAGUUAAUGACGGCAGGACCGCAACAGUACCGAGAUAUGAUGGCCUUGGUAGUGCUUUUGUUACAAUAGUUAAAAAGGAAGGUGUAAAAGGAUUGUACCGUGGGGUUACUCCCAACGUCUGGGGUUCUGGAUCUGCUUGGGGCUUUUAUUUCUUAUUUUACAAUGCAAUAAAAACAUGGAUACAAGGUGGCAAUGCACGGACACCUUUGGGACCUGGCCUUCAUAUGUUAGCAGCGGCCGAAGCUGGAGUUCUCUCUCUCAUUAUGACCAACCCUAUCUGGGUGGUGAAAACUCGCCUUUGCCUUCAGUACAGUGAUGAACAUCUAGCUGACAAUAAGAGGUACAAGGGCAUGGUCGAUGGCCUCACAAAAAUAUACAGAACUGAAGGCAUCAGAGGGCUAUACAGGGGCUUUGUGCCGGGCAUGUUUGGUGUGUCGCACGGCGCGCUGCAAUUCAUGACAUACGAGGAGAUGAAGAACAGAUACAACGAGUACAGGAACCUGCCCAUUGACAUUAAAUUGACAUCACUGGAAUACUUGUCGUUCGCGGCGAUAUCAAAGCUGAUAGCUGCGGGCGCGACGUACCCGUACCAGGUGGUGCGAGCGCGUCUCCAGGACCAGCACCGCAGCUACCGCGGCGCCUGGCACUGCGUCACCGACACCUGGAGACACGAGGGCUGGAGGGGAUUCUACAAAGGUUUACAACCGAACCUCGUACGAGUGGUGCCCGCUACAAUGAUCACAUUCCUCACUUAUGAAAACAUGUCUCAUUACAUGUUGCGAAGGAGACAACAAUUAAAUAUAUCAUCGUAAUUAGUAUACGUGAAACCACACAACUUCAAACAAUUUAGCAAAUCUAGAUAAUUUUAU
Papilio machaon (common yellow swallowtail) is the source of this 1248-nucleotide messenger RNA. RefSeq names its product mitochondrial folate transporter/carrier. The transcript is spliced from 6 exons. Gene Ontology annotation, cellular component: mitochondrion. Bases 232 to 1191 code for a protein of 319 amino acids. The record is from RefSeq and is a predicted model, not a curated record. Gene Ontology annotation, molecular function: folic acid transmembrane transporter activity; FAD transmembrane transporter activity. Lineage: Eukaryota; Metazoa; Arthropoda; Insecta; Lepidoptera; Papilionidae. Gene Ontology annotation, biological process: nucleotide transport; folate import into mitochondrion.